This is a messenger RNA of Coniophora puteana RWD-64-598 SS2, 192 nucleotides long. RefSeq lists its product as uncharacterized. The record is from RefSeq and is a predicted model, not a curated record. The transcript has 2 exons. Bases 1 to 192 code for a protein of 63 amino acids. Lineage: Eukaryota; Fungi; Basidiomycota; Agaricomycetes; Boletales; Coniophoraceae.
AUGCCCAUCAAUGCGGAAGAAGUCCCCGAAUGCUUUGACCCAACUUCUAGCGCGGAAGACGUAGUUGAAGUGUUUGACCUCCUUGGUGUGCAGGCAGAUAUUCACACGCCUGUGGUGCAAGGAGAAGAAUGGUUCUCGAGCUGCAGGCACCACACAGGCGAGGUGUUGGAGGGCGCCAAGUGGGCAAAAUAG